AACCCUAACUCGAGGACAGUGAUCGAUCGGGAUCCGGAAUCGGGAGUCAAGUAAGUCAGCCUGGAAUUUGGCCUGCACGGGCUGAGGAAUUGAUUGUAGAGCAGACGCGCAGAGGAACAGCGGGUCAGAGGAUUGACGAGGUGCGUGGCAGGGAGUUGGAUUCGUUCCCUUGGCAUCGAGAUCGGAAUCGAGGAAGGGUUUAGGAUUGCGUAUUGGGUUCUAGAGCUUGCAGGAGGAGAAGAUGGGCACUCCCGAUCACGCCAGGGAGCCAUGCCCCGACAGGAUUUUGGAUGAUAUCGGUGGGGCUUUCAGCAUGGGUGCGGUGGGAGGAUCGGCUUGGCAUUUCAUCAGAGGGAUGAAGAAUUCGCCCCGUGGGGAAAGGCUUUUGGGUGGAUCUCAGGCUGUGAGAAUCAAUGCGCCGAGAAUUGGUGGAAGUUUUGCAGUUUGGGGAGGUUUGUUUUCCACGUUCGACUGCUCGAUGGUUUAUCUUAGGCAAAAAGAAGAUCCGUGGAAUUCUAUAGCUGCAGGUGCAGCUACAGGUGGUUUUCUCCAACUAAGGGCUGGGAUGAGAUCGGCAACUCGAUCCGCAGUGUUCGGAGGGGUUCUUCUGGCUCUUAUUGAGGGUGCGGGAAUUAUGCUCAACAGGUUAACGGCGAACAUGGCUCAACCCCCGCCUUUGGAAGAACCCAUGCCUCAGAUGAACAUGCCUGGAGCCCCGUACGCUACACCGUCUCCUUAUUCAGGCCAGGCUACCACUUUCAAUGUGCCUGACUCCCCACCGGUACCCGUGAAUCUGGGCGCUCCAUCUUUUGAAGAACGGAAGCUUGAUUCCGAUAGUGGAAUCGUGCCUCCUCCCACAGACCCCACGAGCGGUAGCAGUGGAGGCUCAUCCUGGUGGGGUGGGCUUUUCGGUGGCAAGAAAGAAGAAGAGGGUUUUAGAGCUUAAAGGUUUUUAGUCCACAAUUAUCUGGAAAAUCUCAAUCCGGGUACCACAUUCUUUUCUUCGACGAGUUUUAUCAAACCCAAGUCCUGCCACUUUAUGGGCUUCUAUAUACCGCUCCAUACUCUGUACAUAUGGCAUCACCCUCACAUAAUGUGAGUGGACAGUUUUGACGUCAUUGAUGUGUAGUUGAGGACACCCAAAUUUCAGUGGUGGCAGGUUUGGUGAAGAGCUUCAGAGUUGUAGCAUCUAGUUGCCUUACGAAGUAGUGCCCUGGGUUAGGAGUAGUAAUCUUGAUUUCUGCACGUGAGACAGCAGUGUAAAUCAACAUGGUCCCCUGCACCGAUUGCCUACAUAGUUCAGUCUAGCUCUGAUUAAACACCACUCUACACACGAUUCUUAUCGCAUGCUCCCUACGGCCUGUCUGGACAAAACAAUUGACCAUCAGUCAAAGCUUCAGGUCAGGGGAGAGGAGACGCUUCUGCCCGCAGCCUCAGCAGGAGUACAAAGUCUAAGAUAGUUGUUGAGCUGCGAUGGUCGAAAACUCUACUUUUGCCAGCGUGAUUUUUGAUCCAAAUAUAAGCGGUCUUCCAGCAUGGAGCAUUCGCGCCUAAAGUCUUAUAAAGUUCUCACAUCCUGCAAAAUUUCA
This is a messenger RNA of Marchantia polymorpha subsp. ruderalis, 1589 nucleotides long. NCBI's taxonomy places the organism in Eukaryota, Viridiplantae, Streptophyta, Marchantiopsida, Marchantiales, Marchantiaceae. The record is from the annotation of a GenBank genome assembly.